Lagopus muta (rock ptarmigan) is the source of this 1019-nucleotide messenger RNA. RefSeq names its product acyl-CoA binding domain containing 7 (gene ACBD7). Gene Ontology annotation, biological process: fatty acid metabolic process. Bases 538 to 804 code for a protein of 88 amino acids. The transcript has 4 exons. NCBI's taxonomy places the organism in Eukaryota, Metazoa, Chordata, Aves, Galliformes, Phasianidae. Gene Ontology annotation, molecular function: fatty-acyl-CoA binding. The record is from RefSeq and is a predicted model, not a curated record.
GUGUUACGGAGGUGCUUGCGGAGCGCUGCCGCUUCGGGUCUGGUAGCCGGCAUAUCUUAAUUCUAACAAUGCCGUCAGUUUUUUUUGCAGGGUGCUUUUCGCGGGUAAUAAAUAAAUAGGCGUGCCUCGUCAUACGCGGGGUAACGAGCUGAUGGUGAGUUGGCCAGUAGGAGUUUCACGGUGACCGUACUGCGAAGCGGGUCUCGCGCUGUAACAGCGCCGUGACGCUGGCGGCGGCGGCUGCAGAAUGCUUUCGGUUGGAGGAGACCUCAAAGCCCACCCAGCCCUACGGGCAGGGCUGCCCCCCGCCGUCUCGGCUGGCCCAGGGCCCGUCCAACCCGGCCCCGAGCGCCUGCUGGAACGAGGCACCGCAGCUCCCGGCGGCCGUGCCAGCGCCUCGCCGUCCCGUGACGGCAGCAACGGCCGCGAGGGGAGGUCGCCGCUCGCUCGCCAUCUCGCGCGGCCUCGAGGGGCGGACGGCAACGGCACCGCGUCGCGCUGCGGGAAAGAGGCCGGACUUCGCGUGUACGCCGCGCCAUGGCCCUGCAGGCUGACUUCGAUGGAGCUGCAGAAGAUGUUAAAAAAUUGAAAACAAGACCAACUGAUGAAGAACUGAAAGAACUCUAUGGAUUCUACAAACAAGCUACUGUUGGAGACAUUAAUAUUGAAUGUCCAGGAAUGUUAGAUAUGAAAGGCAAAGCCAAAUGGGAGGCGUGGAACCUGAAAAGAGGUAUGUCGAAGGAGGAUGCCAUGAAUGCCUAUAUUUCUAAAGCAAAAGCACUGAUAGAAAAAUAUGGGAUUUAGAAUACUCCGACAUCACACUCUGAGUCUUCUCAGUGAUGAAGGAAGUAACACUGCAGAGGAGAACGCAGUACUAACUGGUUAUUGUGAAAUCUAACAGUCAGAUCAUUUACGCGUGAGCCACCACAGUGCGAAAGGUGUUCACAUGCAUACUGUGUUUUUAGACUGUAUCUUACUCUAAUUAAAUCUGAGCCUAUCAAAUAAAUGCUUCUGUAAGA